GAGUAGGCGACAGGACUGCUGUUGUCAUCUGAGACGCGCUUUGUGACAUGAUCAUGAUUGACCGCGUUGAAACUUCGUCGGACCGCAUCCGCAAUAAUCACUCGCAGAAUGGAGUCAUUCAGCCUCUGCUCACAGACAUGUACCAGAUAAAUAUGGCCUAUGCCUAUUGGAAAUCAGGCAAGCAUGAUGAUACAGCUGUAUUUGACCUCUUCUUUCGUAAGAACCCCUUCCAUGGGGAGUUCACCAUCUUUGCAGGACUCGAAGAAUGUCUUAAAUUCUUAGAGAACUUCACAUACUCGGAAUCAGAUAUUCAGUACCUGAGGGAGACAAUGCCCGAGACGGUAGAGCCGGAGUUCUUCGACUAUUUGGCCAGUGUGACUACCAAAGAUGUGAAAGUGUAUGCCAUUGAUGAAGGCAAAGUUGUAUUUCCAAGAGUUCCAUUGCUGGUGUUAGAUGGUCCUUUGAUUGUCAUUCAACUCUUGGAGACGACACUACUCACCCUCGUGAAUUAUGCCAGCUUGGUGGCCACAAAUGCUGCACGAUACAGAAUGGCUGCUGGUCGCAAGAUCAAGCUGUUGGAGUUUGGUCUGAGGAGAGCUCAAGGACCAGAUGGAGGCCUCACUGCAUCAAAAUAUGCCUAUGUCGGUGGCUUUGAUGGGACAAGCAAUGUUUUGGCAGGCAAACUUUAUAAUAUUCCUGUCAAGGGGACACACGCACAUUCUUACGUCUCGUCGUAUUCUUGUCUUGAAGAUCUCCAUUCAGAGUUUCAGACACUAAAACACAAGGAGACUGGAGCAGUGAUGAACCUGAAGGAUGUAUCACUGGCUUGGAGAAGUCUUCUGGCCGACAAAUUAAAUAUUCUCCAAUCGGAAGCCUCGGAUGGAGAGCUGGCAGCCUUUAUAUCAUUUGCUAUUGCAUUUCCAUCUGGAUUUAUUGCACUCAUUGACACAUACGAUGUGCUCAAGAGUGGAAUUCUCAACUUCUCUGCUGUAGCUCUAGGGCUCAAUGACUUGGGUUAUAGAGCCCUUGGUAUAAGAAUUGACUCGGGAGAUCUUGCAUAUCUCAGUUGUGUGGCCAGAUCAACAUUUGCAACUAUUGCAAAGUCAUUUGAACUGGAUUGGUUUGAACAUUUAUCAAUUGUGGCCAGUAAUGACAUUAAUGAAGAAACAAUCAUCAGUUUGAAUGAACAAGGGCACAAGAUAGACUGCUUUGGCAUUGGCACACAUUUGGUAACCUGCCAGCGACAACCUGCCUUGGGUUGUGUCUUCAAGUUAGUGGAGAUCAAUGGGGAAGCGAAGAUAAAGCUCUCACAGGAUGUUGAGAAGGUCACAUGUCCGGGGAAGAAAGCUGUUUAUAGAUUAUAUGGUUCUGAUGGUCAUGCACUGAUAGACCUGAUGCAUCGGACCUCGGAAUCGGCUCCGAAAUGUGGCAGCAGAGUUCUUUGUCGACACCCAUUCCAGGAGAGCAAACGAGCAUAUGUCAGUCCUGCUAAAGUGGAGUCUUUGUUCAAACUGUAUUGGAAAGAUGGUAAAAUCCAACAAGACUUGCCAAAUCUGGAGGAAAUCAGGGACCGCGUGACGGAGUCACUGCAGACACUGAGGCAGGACCACAAGCGUAACCUCAACCCUACACCUUAUAAGGUUGGCGUUACAGAUGACCUGUACAAUUUCUUACAUGACCUGUGGCUUCAGAAUGCACCCAUUGGCGAGCUGUUUUAGGGGUUGAUGUGGUAAUUGCAGUACUGAAGAGAUGGUGCACCUCUUUGUCAACUACUGCGUGCAUAAUACAGUAGUGGGAACUAAACUGCAACUACCUUGGCUAAUUUCUCCUGGUAAACUUGAAGAUGGAGCAAUACACACAAUGAAAUCACAACAAUGUGAUGCAUCUAUGGGGGAAAUGUUGCAGCUGUGUACGGGUUUGAGCCCAUUGUACAGCCUCAAUGUUUUUCUUGCUUGUUAUUUUUUGUGCUUUAUUCUGAUUUUAUCGUGGAAUAAAAGCUUUAGAGUAGCCAUAAUUGUAAUUAUUGUACUUAUGUAUUCAAGACUGAUAAUUUUACAAUAAGUAAUUUACAAGUUUACUUUAGUAAAAAAAAUAUUUUUUAACCGUAUUUUCUAUUUUAUUUGUAUUUAAUUUUAAAGUAAACAAAUAAGUUUUAUACAAAUUAUGUGCAGCACUUAGGUAUGAUGAGAAGGUGAUUGAUGCCUCGUAUGGCUUAACACAGUCAAUGUUUGUUUGGAGGGUAAUUUAGUACAGCUUUUGAAUUCCAUUUUCAAACAUUCUAUUUAAUUGAAUUAGAAUUUGAUCGAUAGCUGUGAAGAGGAAAUUUGAGUAGUCACCAGGUAUAUUACAUUUCCAAAUAUCCUAUGAAAAUAUCUGUUGUUUGGAUUUUUGUCUCCAUAGCCUCUGUCUGAGCUUGAUAGGCCUGGGUUAUAUUUUGAAGACGUACUGCCUGUACUAAACCUCAGUCUUGUGGUAUUAGGCAUUAUCACAGAUGUACUACAUCUACUAAACUGAUCACAGAGAUGUGCUGCACGUACUAAACCUCAGUCUUGGGGUGUUAGGCAUUAAUCACAGAGAUGUACAAAUUAGUCAGUACUAUUUUCUUCCACAUUCUAAGGUUACGUGAAAGAUAUUUCUUAAAUUAUAAAAUGUUUGUAGUUGUAAGGACCUAGAUACUGUAUUAUAUUUACUAGUCUGAUGUUGAUAUAGUAGUGCCCAGUAAUAUUUAGCAAAUAAUAUCAGACAGAAUGAAAUAUAAAUAAGUUAGCUUUCCUUCAGUAGUGAAGUCUGUUUGUAAAGCUUUAUCUGAAGUUUUAGUAUUUGUUAACCAGUUAUAGAAUAUUGCUUACAUUUAAUGCCAUGUUACAUGUGGUAGAACAAUUUAGAACCUAUUGCAGAGAAUAAGUCACAAUAACAUGACUGAAACAAUGUAACCCACACAUGAAAUGUCAAGGUUUCAGUCUGUCUUGGAUCCUUAAUUAUAUUCAGUUGUGUCACGACUUUUUAAAGGUCCACGACAAACCGAAAUAUUGUCACUUUAAUUUAAUUUCAUGUGUGUUGGUUGGGUUAUCCGAAAGCAUUGUUAGAUGUUGAAAAAUCACUGUUAUUAUUGUAGUUAUGUUAUUUAAUUAUGUUUCUUGUUUGUUCUGAAGGAUUUCUACAACAGAUGAUUAAUAUACUGUACUGUAGUAGAUUUGUUAUGUAAAUGUUCCACAUUAAUACUUGUUAAUCAUUAUUUUAAAUCUGUAAUUUAAUUUUAAUGUUUACUGAAAUACAAAGUAUUCUUUUA
Molecule: messenger RNA, 3289 nt
Organism: Procambarus clarkii (red swamp crayfish)
Lineage: Eukaryota; Metazoa; Arthropoda; Malacostraca; Decapoda; Cambaridae
Product: nicotinate phosphoribosyltransferase
Biological process (GO): NAD+ biosynthetic process via the salvage pathway
Cellular component (GO): cytosol
Molecular function (GO): nicotinate phosphoribosyltransferase activity
Source: RefSeq, a predicted model, not a curated record